Messenger RNA from Exophiala bonariae, 2499 nucleotides. RefSeq lists its product as uncharacterized. The coding region runs from base 1 to 2499 and encodes 832 amino acids. Gene Ontology annotation, molecular function: serine-type peptidase activity. Gene Ontology annotation, biological process: proteolysis. Lineage: Eukaryota; Fungi; Ascomycota; Eurotiomycetes; Chaetothyriales; Herpotrichiellaceae. The transcript has a single exon. The record is from RefSeq and is a predicted model, not a curated record.
AUGUCACAAUCAACUGCUGCUUCAGAACCAACAACACCAGACCUGGAUCCGGUAACAGCAAACACAGAAAGAUUGAAGGAUGCCUACACAAAUACCAGUUUUGAUCCAAAAUGGAUAAAGGGCAGCGAUCAUUUCUGGUAUCAUAGUCGUCUUUGCCACAAUAAAUCUUCAUUUAUCUACGUGGAUGCUCAUCAUGCGCUUCGUGCUCCGGCAUUCGACCACACUGCACUUGCAGAGGCACUGAACUCCCAAGGAAUACAUGCUGAUGCAACGAAUCUCCCUUUCACUCAUGUUGACGCGAGUAAAGACUGCAAGACCAUCAAGUUCAGGAUCGGAGAGAAGAAAUUUCGAUUCCAGCACAGCUGCCUCACAGAAUACGAUGGAGAUCUCACACAAGAGAGCCUACAGCCGUUGAAACAGGAGAAGGUCUCCGAAGGCUCAGCCACCAGAACCAACAUCAAUUUCGUCAAUGAGUUGAAAGAAUCAGUUUCCAUAUUCUGGAUCGACUUCCAAGGAGAUGAAAAACACUACAGCAACAUCCAGGCUGGUGAAUCUCAAAAACAGUCAACGUAUGAGGGCCACGUUUGGCGUGUAGCAAAGUCCGAAGGAAAUGAGGCCGUUGCAACUUUCGUUGCCAAUGGCGAUGACUCAAUUGCAAUCAUCAAAACUGGACUCAUCCCUGCAAUUCCAGUGGGAAAGGCGCAAGAUGCGACCACGACUGAGUCGGGAGAGAUAGAAGACAAUUCAACAAACCAGACCGAGAGAAGAUUUCAACUUUUUAUAAAAGAUCACAACCUCUGGCUCCACACUCAUGAUGACGGCGACCUCCCACUGUCCAGCACGGCCACAAGUGGACAACCCUUCAACGCCGACAAGAUAUUCAUAUCGCCUAACGACCAACAUGCAGUCGCGUUUCAGCACACCUUUGACCAAGAUCGGACCCUAUAUCACAUCGAAUCCAGCCCCAAAACUCAACGUCAGCCACGACUGAAGCAGACGCAAUACUUGAAACCAGGUGACAGAAGGCGCGUCGACCGACCUCGCCUAUUCGAUUUAACCCGAAGAGUCGAAGUCGAGACUGACGACUGCUUGUUUCCCAACCCAUAUCGAAUCAACAGCAUUGGAUGGAACUCUGAUGGUUCAGAGUUCCGCUUCGAAUAUAAUCGGAGAGGUCAUCAAGUUCUUCGAGUCGUUGGCAUGGCCACCAACGGUACCGUGCGGACCCUCAUUGAAGACACCAGCAACACGUUCAUAGAUUAUUCGCAGAAGUCCUACCAUCACCACAUAAACGAUACAGACGAGUUGAUCUGGGCCAGUGAACGUGAUGGAUGGAAUCACCUAUACCUGUUCGACCUGGGUCAAGGCAAGCUGAAGAAUCAGAUCACAAAAGGCGAAUGGGUAGUGCGCUCGGUGGAUCACGUCGACAACGACCGGAAACAGAUCUGGUUCACAGCACUGGGACUUGUCGCGGACCAAGACCCCUAUCAUUCACAUCUCGCAAGGAUAAAUUACGACGGCUCUGGCCUCGUGGUCCUGACCGAGGGAGACGGAACCCACACCUGGAAAUGGAGCCCAAGCCGGAUCUUCCUGGUCGACACAUGGUCCAGGGUCGACUUGGCUCCACGAACUGUCCUCCGAGCCGCAGACACAGGAAAAGCCAUUCUCACCUUAGAGGAAGGCGAUUUCCAGACCCUCCCGCAAACGGGCUGGCAACCAGCCCAGCGCCUCGCGGCACCAGGGCGAGACGGCCACACCAUGAUAUACGGCAUCAUGGUCCUUCCCUUGACAUUCGACCCGCUCAAGAGAUAUCCCAUCAUCGAAGACAUCUACGCAGGGCCGCAAGACUUCUUCGUGCCGAAAUCCUUCUCCCCACUCAUCCGCCAACACACGCUCGCGGCACACGGCUUCAUCGUCGUGCACAUCGACGGCAUGGGCACGAACUGGCGCGGCAAGGCCUUCCACGACACAUGCCACCAGAACCUCCGGGACGCGGGAUUCCCCGACCGCAUUGCCUGGCUGACCGCCGCCGCCGCCACCCGACCCUGGAUGGACGUAACGCGCGUCGGUAUUUUCGGCAGCUCGGCGGGCGGGCAGAGCGCGCUGGCGGCACUCCUGUGGCACGGCGAUCUCUACCGCGCUGCCGUGGCCGACAGCGGCUGCCACGACAACAGGCUGGACAAGCUGUGGUGGAACGAGGCGUGGAUGGGCUGGCCGGUCGACGAGAACGUGUACGACGCGUCCUCGAACGUCGUGCACGCAAAUCGCCUCCAAGGUGCGCUGAUGCUGAUCGUGGGCGAGUUGGACGAUAAUGUGGAUCCGGCGAGCACGAUGCAGGUGGUCGAUGCGUUGAUCAAGGCGGACAAGGACUUCGAUCUCGUCUUCGUGCCUGGUGCUGGCCAUGGCGUCGGGUAUAGCAGUGCGUACUGUCUUAGGAGGCAGAGGGAUUUCUUCAUCAGACAUCUUCUGGGUAAAGAGCCGCCGGAUCGGAAUGCUGGCUGA